Molecule: messenger RNA, 3919 nt
Organism: Nipponia nippon (crested ibis)
Lineage: Eukaryota; Metazoa; Chordata; Aves; Pelecaniformes; Threskiornithidae
Source: RefSeq, a predicted model, not a curated record
AUGGACAAGGCGCAGGGUGUCAGCGUGUUACCUAAGCGGUUUGAGUGCGAGGCUGAAGGAGGCUGGGUUAAUGGACCUGAUGGCAUUCUACAGAAUGGAGCUGUGGAUGAUAACGUGGCUAAAACCAGCCAGCUUCUGGCAGAAUUGAAUUUUGAAGAAGAUGAAGAAGAUACCUAUUACACAAAGGAUCUUCCUGUGCAUGCUUGCAGUUACUGUGGUAUCCAUGACCCUGCUUGUGUGGUUUACUGUAACACCAGCAAAAAGUGGUUCUGUAAUGGGCGCGGAAAUACAUCUGGCAGCCACAUUGUUAAUCAUCUUGUGAGAGCGAAGUGCAAAGAGGUGACUCUCCAUAAAGAUGGACCUCUAGGAGAGACUGUCUUGGAAUGUUAUAACUGCGGAUGUCGUAAUGUGUUUCUCCUUGGCUUUAUUCCAGCUAAGGCAGACUCUGUGGUGGUUUUGCUGUGCAGGCAGCCAUGUGCCAGCCAGAGCAGUUUAAAGGAUAUUAAUUGGGACAGUUCACAGUGGCAGCCUCUUAUCCAAGAUCGCUGUUUCCUUUCAUGGCUGGUAAAGAUUCCAUCUGAACAGGAACAGUUGAGAGCACGUCAGAUUACAGCUCAACAGAUUAACAAACUGGAAGAACUUUGGAAGGAAAAUCCAUCUGCAACCCUUGAGGACUUAGAAAAGCCUGGUGUUGAUGAAGAACCACAGCAUGUCCUGCUUAGAUAUGAAGAUGCUUAUCAAUACCAAAAUAUAUUUGGUCCUCUAGUCAAGCUUGAGGCAGAUUAUGACAAGAAACUCAAGGAGUCUCAGACCCAAGAUAACAUCACGGUCAGAUGGGACCUGGGCUUGAACAAGAAACGAAUUGCUUAUUUCACUUUGCCAAAGACUGAUUCAGAUAUGCGUCUUAUGCAAGGAGAUGAGAUCUGCUUGAGGUAUAAAGGAGACCUGGCCCCUUUGUGGAAGGGAAUUGGUCAUGUUAUCAAAGUUCCUGAUAAUUAUGGUGAUGAGAUAGCCAUUGAGCUGAGGAGCAGCGUUGGAGCGCCUGUGGAAGUUACUCAUAACUUCCAAGUGGAUUUUGUGUGGAAGUCUACUUCGUUUGACAGAAUGCAGAGUGCUUUAAAAACAUUUGCUGUGGAUGAGACUUCAGUGUCUGGGUACAUCUAUCACAAACUAUUAGGUCAUGAGGUAGAAGAUGUAAUUAUUAAAUGCCAGUUGCCAAAGCGCUUUACAGCACAAGGACUUCCUGAUCUCAACCAUUCUCAGGUUUAUGCUGUGAAGACUGUCCUGCAGCGUCCUCUGAGCCUUAUUCAGGGUCCCCCUGGUACUGGAAAAACAGUGACAUCAGCCACAAUCGUCUAUCAUCUGGCUAGACAGGGCAAUGGGCCUGUGUUAGUCUGUGCUCCAAGUAAUAUAGCUGUAGAUCAGUUGACUGAGAAGAUCCAUCAAACUGGACUGAAAGUGGUUCGUCUGUGUGCUAAAAGUCGUGAGGCAAUUGACUCUCCUGUGUCCUUCUUGGCAUUGCAUAACCAGAUCAGAAACAUGGAUAGCAUGCCAGAGCUUCAGAAACUGCAGCAGCUUAAAGAUGAAACCGGAGAACUGUCAUCUGCUGAUGAGAAACGUUACCGUGCACUGAAACGAACAGCAGAGCGUGAAUUACUUAUGAAUGCAGAUGUGAUCUGUUGCACGUGUGUGGGAGCUGGUGAUCCAAGACUUGCAAAAAUGCAGUUCCGCUCCAUUCUGAUCGAUGAAAGCACGCAGGCUACUGAGCCAGAGUGCAUGGUGCCAGUUGUCCUGGGAGCAAAGCAGCUUAUUCUUGUAGGUGACCACUGCCAGCUUGGUCCUGUUGUGAUGUGUAAAAAAGCUGCAAAGGCUGGCCUAUCUCAGUCUCUCUUUGAGAGGCUUGUGGUGCUGGGGAUUCGUCCGAUCCGCCUGCAAGUGCAGUAUCGCAUGCAUCCCGCACUCAGUGCUUUUCCAUCCAAUAUCUUCUAUGAGGGUUCGCUCCAGAAUGGUGUUACUGCAGCCGACCGUGUGAAAAAGGGGUUUGAUUUCCAGUGGCCACAGCCAGAUAAGCCAAUGUUUUUCUAUGUUACACAAGGACAGGAAGAAAUUGCCAGCUCGGGCACUUCUUACUUGAACAGGACGGAAGCUGCCAAUGUGGAGAAGAUAACUACAAAGCUAUUGAAAGCUGGUGCCAAACCAGAUCAGAUUGGCAUUAUUACUCCUUACGAAGGUCAACGAUCCUAUCUGGUGCAGUACAUGCAAUUCAGUGGUUCCUUGCAUACAAAGCUCUACCAGGAAGUGGAAAUUGCAAGUGUGGAUGCCUUCCAGGGACGAGAGAAGGACUUUAUUAUCCUUUCUUGUGUGAGGGCCAACGAACACCAAGGAAUAGGGUUUCUGAAUGACCCCAGGCGUCUUAAUGUAGCUCUUACAAGAGCAAGGUAUGGAGUAAUUAUUGUUGGGAACCCAAAAGCGCUGUCUAAACAACCCCUUUGGAAUCACCUGCUGAAUUACUACAAGGAGCAGAAGGUUCUGGUGGAGGGACCACUGAAUAACCUCCGGGAAAGCCUUAUGCAGUUCAGCAAGCCCCGGAAACUUGUCAAUACCAUCAACCCAGGUGCCCGGUUCAUGACUACUGCCAUGUACGAUGCACGUGAGGCUAUUAUUCCAGGAUCUGUCUAUGACCGGAGCAGUCAAGGGCGCCCAUCCAACAUGUACUUCCAGACCCACGACCAGAUCGGGAUGAUUAGUGCUGGCCCCAGCCACGUCACUGCUAUGAACAUUCCUAUCCCUUUCAACCUUGUGAUGCCACCGAUGCCACCACCGGGAUACUUUGGCCAGGCGAACGGACCAGCCGCAGGACGUGGGGCGCCAAAAGGAAAGACUGGUCGUGGUGGGCGCCAGAAAAAUCGUUUUGGAAUUCCUGGAACUAGUCAGUCAAACCUUCCAAAUAGUCAAGCGAGCCAAGAUGUGGUGUCCCAGCCUUUCUCCCAGGGUCCACUGACUCAGGGCUAUAUCUCCAUGAGUCAGCCAUCACAGAUGAGUCAGCCUGGGCUCUCCCAACCAGAAUUAUCACAGGACAGUUACCUUGGUGAUGAGUUUAAAUCUCAGAUUGACGUGGCGCUGUCACAGGACUCUACUUACCAGGGUGAACGUGCAUAUCAACAUGGCGGAGUGACGGGACUGUCACAGUAUUAGAGUGUUGAGGAAGAAGAGCUAAGCUUGUGUGGAGCUUAGUUCAUCAGCAUUUUAUUCUGGGUAAUAAAAAAAAUAAAAUAAAAUGGAUACCUGUUUUCCACUGCUAAAACUGAAGCACCACUGUGUGAGAGCAACAGGAGAAAGAAACCAACCAACGGAGAGGAGAGAGAGAGAAAGGAGCGCGCGCGAGAGAGCCCACUGCUAGCUCACUGAGACAAGGAGACUGACCGGAGAGGAGAGAGAGCACCGAAGGACUGGCUGGCGCCUCACGGGGAAGGCAACUCACCCUGAAAUGAGUGGUCAGCCGAGUCCCUGCUCCCCCAGUCAACCAAGCUCGAGAGAAGGGCCUUAAGCAGGUUUCACUUCAUUCCAUACUUCUCUUUGCGAGCAGGGCAUUACUUUUCAGAGCAGAUGGGGAGAGGAAAACCCUCAUCUCAGAGUUGUUCUCGUUUUAAAGGGGUACUAUAUUUUAGCAGUAACUGUUUACAUUUUAGAAGCAGAGUAUCUUGAGAGAGAGAGAGAGUUCCUGAUUAAGUGACAGCCAGCCAAGCAGAAAUCCAGCGGAACAUAGCUGAUGCUCAACUCUGAGAUGCAGGUUUUGUUGUCCAACACUGGCUCUGAAAUCCUAGUGUCAUCGUGUCGCCCACAUUCUGAACGGGUCUUUCGUGACAAGGUGGUUUUAAAGAGAUUCUUUCAAAGGAGCACUGAAUUUUUAGAAGUUUGU